GAUGCGCAUACCGGGUGUGGAGCCAUUUCACACCUCUCCUCUCACAUCGUUUGGAGAGAUGUUGUUUGGAACAACAAAAACGAUUCUCAAUACUUCUCAAAUCUCAGCAUUCGACAAUAAGGCAAGUGUUAUGCUCGAAUUAAACUCGUCUGAUUGCUGUACUUUUUGGAGUAAGCGUGAGCAUAUUUUGCAGGGACUGCCCUCCAUUGCAUAA
Molecule: messenger RNA, 214 nt
Organism: Haemonchus placei
Lineage: Eukaryota; Metazoa; Nematoda; Chromadorea; Rhabditida; Trichostrongylidae
Source: the annotation of a GenBank genome assembly